Molecule: messenger RNA, 4161 nt
Organism: Microcebus murinus (gray mouse lemur)
Lineage: Eukaryota; Metazoa; Chordata; Mammalia; Primates; Cheirogaleidae
Gene: VPS41
Product: VPS41 subunit of HOPS complex
Biological process (GO): vesicle-mediated transport; protein targeting to vacuole; macroautophagy
Cellular component (GO): late endosome; HOPS complex
Molecular function (GO): protein binding
Source: RefSeq, a predicted model, not a curated record
GUUUCCUCUCAUUUCCGGGUCUGUCAUGUGACUCUCCGGCCUCACCAUGGCGGAAGCAGAGGAGCAGGAAACGGGGUCUCUUGAAGAAUCUACAGAGGAGUCGGAGGAGGAAGAGAGUGAAGAGGAGCCCAAACUGAAGUAUGAAAGGCUUUCCAAUGGGGUAACGGAAAUUCUUCAGAAAGAUGCAGCUAGCUGCAUGACAGUCCAUGACAAGUUUUUGGCACUGGGCACACAUUAUGGCAAAGUUUAUUUACUUGAUGUCCAAGGGAACAUCACUCAGAAGUUUGAUGUAAGUCCUGUGAAGAUAAAUCAGAUUAGCCUGGAUGAAAGUGGAGAACACAUGGGCGUGUGUUCAGAGGAUGGCAAGGUGCAGGUAUUUGGACUGUAUUCUGGAGAAGAAUUUCAUGAGACUUUUGACUGUCCCAUUAAAAUCAUUGCUGUACACCCACAUUUUGUGAGAUCCAGUUGCAAGCAGUUUGUGACUGGAGGGAAGAAGUUGCUGCUGUUUGAACGGUCUUGGAUGAACAGAUGGAAGUCUUCCAUUCUGCACGAAGGGGAAGGGAACAUAAGGAGUGUGAAGUGGAGAGGCCAUCUGAUUGCUUGGGCCAAUAACAUGGGUGUGAAGAUUUUUGACAUCACCUCAAAGCAGAGAAUCACCAAUGUGCCGCGGGAUGACAUAAGUCUUCGCCCAGAUAUGUAUCCCUGCAGCCUCUGCUGGAAGGACAACGUGACACUGAUUAUUGGCUGGGGAGCUUCUGUCAAGAUAUGUUCAGUGAAGGAACGGCAUGCCAGUGAAAUGAGGGAUUUGCCAAGUCGAUAUGUUGAAAUAGUGUCUCAGUUUGAAACUGAAUUCUACAUCAGUGGACUUGCGCCUCUCUGUGAUCAGCUCGUUGUACUUUCCUACGUAAAAGAGAUUUCAGAAAAAACGGAACGGGAAUACUGUGCCAGGCCUAGACUGGACAUCAUCCAGCCACUUCCGGAGACUUGCGAAGAGAUCUCUUCUGAUGCUUUGACUGUCAGAGGCUUUCAGGAGAAUGAAUGUAGAGAUUAUCAUUUAGAAUACUCAGAAGGAGAAUCACUCUUCUAUAUCGUGAGUCCAAGAGAUGUUGUAGUGGCCAAGGAACGAGACCAAGAUGAUCACAUUGACUGGCUUCUUGAAAAGAAGAAAUAUGAAGAAGCUUUGAUGGCAGCUGAAAUUAGCCAGAGGAACAUUAAAAGACAUAAGAUUCUGGAUAUUGGCUUGGCAUAUAUAAACCACCUGGUGGAGAGAGGAGAAUAUGACAUAGCAGCACGCAAAUGCCAGAAAAUUCUUGGGAAAAAUGCAGCACUCUGGGAAUAUGAAGUUUAUAAAUUUAAAGAAAUUGGACAACUUAAGGCUAUUAGUCCUUAUUUGCCAAGAGGGGAUCCAGUUCUGAAACCACUCAUCUAUGAAAUGAUCUUACAUGAAUUUUUGGAAAGUGAUUAUGAGGGUUUUGCCACAUUGAUCCGGGAGUGGCCUGGGGACCUGUAUAACAAUUCAGUAAUAGUUCAAGCAGUUCGGGAUCACCUGAAGAAAGACAGUCAGAACAAGACUCUGCUUAAAACCCUGGCAGAAUUGUACACCUAUGACAAAAACUAUGGCAAUGCUCUGGAAAUAUACUUAACAUUAAGACAUAAAGACGUUUUCCAGUUGAUUCACAAGCAUAAUCUUUUCAGUUCUAUCAAGGAUAAAAUUGUUUUAUUAAUGGAUUUUGAUUCAGAGAAAGCUGUUGACAUGCUUUUGGACAAUGAAGAUAAAAUUUCAAUUAAAAAGGUGGUGGAAGAAUUAGAAGACAGACCGGAGUUGCAGCACGUGUAUUUGCAUAAGCUUUUCAAGAGAGACCAUCAUAAGGGGCAGCGCUACCAUGAAAAACAGAUCAGUCUUUAUGCUGAAUAUGAUCGACCAAACUUGCUUCCCUUUCUCCGAGAUAGUACCCACUGCCCGCUUGAAAAGGCCCUUGAGAUCUGUCAACAGAGGAACUUUGUGGAAGAAACAGUUUAUCUUCUGAGCCGAAUGGGUAAUAGCCGAAGUGCCCUGAAGAUGAUUAUGGAGGAAUUACAUGAUGUUGAUAAAGCAAUCGAAUUUGCCAAGGAGCAAGAUGAUGGAGAACUGUGGGAGGAUCUGAUUUUAUAUUCCAUCGACAAACCACCAUUUAUUACUGGCUUGUUAAACAACAUUGGCACGCAUGUUGACCCGAUUCUACUAAUUCAUCGUAUUAAGGAAGGAAUGGAGAUUCCCAAUUUGAGAGACUCCUUGGUUAAAAUAUUACAGGACUACAAUUUGCAAAUUCUGCUUCGUGAAGGCUGCAAGAAGAUUCUCGUAGCUGACUCUUUGUCCUUACUGAAGAAAAUGCACCGGACUCAGAUGAAAGGUGUUCUAGUCGAUGAGGAGAAUAUCUGUGAAUCGUGCCUUUCCCCCAUUCUUCCAUCAGAUGCAGCUAAGCCCUUCAGCGUGGUGGUCUUCCAUUGCCGGCACAUGUUCCACAAGGAGUGCCUGCCCAUGCCUAGCAUGAAUUCUGCUGCACAGUUCUGCAACAUCUGCAGUGCCAAGAACCGUGGACCAGGAAGUGCAAUUUUGGAGAUGAAAAAAUAGCUCAUUUCUGCUUGUCAGAUUCUUUCUCACCGCUCUUUCUGAGACUAUUUUUGCAACAACAGAAGUGUUUGACACCACUGCUGUUAAGAGAUUUGUUCAUGUUUACAUGAUGCUGAAAAACAGUUUCCUCAUCUAUGUCUGUCUACUAGAGGUUUCUCUUUGCAGUUGGUAAUGAAGUUGGGGCUCUCCCCAUGCCUUGAAAUAAUCUGGGUCCAUAGUCAAUAUUUUGUCAUUUAUUUCUUUGGUUCAUUCUUUAUAUAGUAAAUGGAAACAUAAGUCUAGAGUUAAAAAGGCAUUUUUCAGACCGUAGUAGAACCAUUCAACAACAAAGUAGACUGCUAAGAAUUAUCCCAGCUGCUUAAGAACAUCGCCAACUGCAGUUGCCCAGCAAGCUCCUACCCACAGCUCGGACCUUGUUUCCAUAUGCUCUGCUGGCACGCAUUCUUGCAUUCAGGAUUUGACUUGUUUUUAUAUGUCAUCAACUGUGGUUAUCUUCUUAAUAGGCACUUAAUGAAACACUGUGCAAAUUGUCACUCAUUCGGUAACAUCUGGGAAUAACAUUAACAGGCUGUUUUCCUGCACCUUUAUGUUUGCUAGUCACAUGUUCUGUGUGCCCUGAUGACUAGUAGGGUGUCUGGCCCUGGCAGAUACUCAGCAUUUGUUGACUGAAUAAAUGUUAGCUCUUCUCAUCGUGAAAGACCCACUUUAACUAGGUUGAACAAUUGCAGUCAGGAAUUCUGGUGCUCUUAGAAGGGAAGAGAGUUUCAGCACCUUAGAGUCUGGGAGAUUGUGGUAGGUUUUGAUAGUAGGAAGGAAAUGAGUGACCCUAUGAAUCAGAGAGAGAUUCUUGGGAGAAAUGGGACUGCCUGAUGCCAAAGUUAGGCAUAAUGAUGUUUCCUUUAGCCUUCCUUGGAGCCUCAUUUGCCCCCAUACAACAGAGCGUAUCAUAGAGGGAGAAAACUUGUGACUGUGUCUAAUAGUUAUUGGCUUCAUCUGUCUUGGGAUCUAUGGCCAUCCUCUAAUAGGUGUAAAAGUGUGAAAAACACAUCCUCAUUGUCCCUGCUCUGUUAGUCCCAUAAAUAAGUACAGCUUUCUGCUUCUGUCUUUUUUGGGGGAGGAUGGGAUGCUGAUGUGUGUCAAGCACAUUCCAACUCCCAAAUAUGCCCAGCCGUUCCCAUGAGCAACAUCCCAGGAAGCAGAUCUUACAUCCCUUGGUUUACAGAUGAGGAAACCAAAAUGUAGAGAUGUGGUUGGGGUCACAGAGGUGAGUGACUACCUAACUGCAGAGCAGGGCUCGCGAUCCCUUUAAGAAAUAUCUGGGCCAAGCUCAGAGGAAAUACACACAAAAUCUCUUCACAAUGGGCUUAAGAAUAUUCUCUAGCAAACAGCAGAUGUUGCUGUUAAUCAUAAAUAUUUAGAAGAUUUGGAAGAUUCUUUGUUAUUGAACGUACCCCUCUGCCUUCUCAGUAUUUCCUUAUUCCAAGAUAAGUGUUUUUUGCUACACUGCUAGUUUUCAGUUUUUGGUUUAGUUUUUACCAGAGAACCACCCC